AGCAGCGGCAGCAGCAGCAGCAGCAGCAGCAGCAGCAGCAGGCGGACUGGAUGCCUUGUUCCAGGCCGCUCCGCUAGGCCCUAGCAGCAUGGGCGGAGCCUGGGUGGGGAGAGACAGCACGGAUUGGACCCUUCCCCUCAGGACGGGCGCGCUGGCGGGUCACCCUCCCUCGGCUUCAGAUGGGCGAGGACGCUGAGAGCCCCAAAAUCAACCACACCUUCCUGCGAGACUACGUCACCGAAGCUGAUGUCAUCUCUACGGUGGAGUUUAACCAGACGGGGGACCUGCUGGCCACUGGGGAUAAAGGUGGCCGAGUGGUCAUCUUCCAGAGAGAGACAGAGUCGAAAGGGGAGCUGGAGGAGGUGGGGGAGACGGGGGACUCUGGGGAGUACAAUGUCUAUAGCACGUUCCAGAGCCACGAGCCGGACUUUGACUACCUGAAGAGUCUGGAGAUUGAAGAGAAGAUCAACAAGAUCAGAUGGCUGCCACAGCAGAACGCAGCACACUUCCUCCUCUCCACCAACGAUAAGACCAUUAAACUGUGGAAGGUGAGUGAGAGAGACAAGAGGCCAGAGGGAUACAACCUGAAAGAUGAGGAGGGACGGCUCAAGGACAUCUCUACCAUCACCUCUCUGCAGGUGCCGGUGCUGAAGCCUACAGACUUGAUGGUAGAGGUUCGACCCAGGCGAGUCUUCUCCAACGGACACACCUACCAUGUCAACUCCAUCUCGGUCAACAGCGACGGGGAGACCUACCUGUCUGCCGAUGACCUCCGCAUCAAUAUGUGGCACCUGGGCAUCACGGACCGCAGCUUCAAUAUUGUCGACAUCAAACCAGCCAACAUGGAGGACCUGACGGAGGUGAUAACAGCAGCAGAGUUCCACCCUCACCACUGCCACUUGUUUGUGUACAGCAGCAGCAAGGGUACCCUGCGCCUCUGCGACAUGAGAGCCUCCGCACUCUGUGACAAACACACCAAACUGUUCGAGGAGCCUGAGGAUCCUGGGAGCCGGUCCUUCUUCUCAGAGAUCAUUUCCUCCGUGUCGGACGUCAAGUUCAGCCACAGUGGACGCUACCUGCUGACCAGAGACUACCUCACCGCCAAGGUGUGGGACCUGAACAUGGACAAGGGCCCCGUGGAGACAUACCAGGUCCAUGAGUACCUACGGAGUAAGCUGUGCUCCCUCUAUGAAAACGACUGCAUCUUCGACAAGUUCGAGUGUGUUUGGAACAGCUCAGACAGCGUCAUCAUGACAGGGGCAUACAACAGCUUCUUCCGGAUGUUUGACAGGGAGACAGGCCGAGGCGUAACCCUGGAGGCGUGGAGGGAAAGCAGCAAGCCUCGGGCUGUGCUGCGGACCCGGCGAGUGUACACCGGUGGUAAGCGUCGCCGUGGAGACGUGGGCGUCGACAGCCUGGACUUCACCAAGAAAAUCCUGCACAUGGCUUGGCACCCAUCUGAGAACAUCAUCGCCAUAGCAGCCACCAACAACCUGUACAUCUUCCAGGAUCGCGUCAACCCCGAUCACACACAGUGACAGAUGUACGGAUAGCGGCAGACGCGAUGCUUUUAUCAGCUGUCACAGACGGCGACCCAAAUAUAUUUGGAUGUCUAAGAGAAGGCGUGUGGGGCGGACGGCCCACAUGAGCAGUCAAAGCCAAGCUGUUUCCAAAAGCAUGCUGAGAUGCAAUAUCUGUUUGUGUUGAUAAAAGAUCGGAUUCGCGAUAAAAAUGACUGUUAAUUCAUUUGACCCCCGAGAAAGGUGUAUAAUCACUUCUGUCUUGACACUUAUAUGAACUGACGUCUCCAGCACCCAUCAGGACAUGUUUUUGGUCCCACUACUCCCACUUUUUGAAAAAUGUUUGCGUAACUGUCCCACUGUAGUGGCAGGAAAAGAGGUGCGGGGACACCUCUCCAUCUGCAUUGACUCAGUGCUGUUGACCACACGAUGUUGCACUUAAAACACAAACAGGCCGAAGACGCACGAUGGGAAGCAACAGAAGAGGAAUGAUCGAGACGUUUAGAUCGCAGAUUCCCGCUGACUUUGCUAGACAGUGCAUAUAAAACUAAGCAUUUCUUUUUUUCUUUUUUUUUUUCACGAUUGUGGAACAUCAUGAGAGGUGUUAUUGUACAGCUCCUCACAGCAACAUCCUCAACCAUUUGUUCUUUUCUCUCUAUCGAGCGACAACAACAGCUGAACCUCUCCUACGGAGCAGUGCUCUUGGAGAUUGCACGCAUAAACGACCCAACAUCUUUGCCCUAUUCACUUUGCAAUAACAGCACUAAGGAAAACACAGUGCAGCAGUAUCCCUGCUUCGAAACAUGAGUUCUUCUUCUACAGGUAUACACUCUUUGUACUUACUGCUGUAAAUAUUCUGUGUUCUUUCUUUUUUUUAAAGGCGGUACCAAUUUUGGUUCCAGAGAGCUAAACGAUGUAUUUUGUCUAGUACACUGCAGAUGAAUCAUGGGAUCUCAUGUAUAGAGGUUGCCAAAUCACACUAUUACAGUUAGAGACUAAAUGCGGGGGAGUAUUGCUGGCUGUAGAGAUAGGCUGAGGGGUGGGUUGUGCACAAACCAGCUGUUUUGUCAUGUGUAGUAAGCUUUGAUUGCUGUAUCAAGGCCAUUUUCUUGUCUAAAGUCUACAUACAGAUGAGGUAAAUUACUGAAAAUGAGGGUGGCCAUAUGUUCAAGCUGAACUCCCUUCCCACAUGUUCAAUUUGGCACUGAUUGGCGAUUAAAUCUAACGUCAGACUAAAAUUUAAUUUGAGUUUAGUGUUAUGCUAAUUUGAAAUGAGCGGCGUUCAUUUUAUAUAAUGCAUAAGCACAUAUUGAAGUUGUCUCUUCCAAUCAAGUAAAAAAAAAAAAAAAGGAUGGAAUUUAAGCACAUUGUUCUCAAAUGAGGCCCGUGAUUCAGAUAAUCAAAGUCUUGCUGAGUGUGUUUGUGUCCAGUGUAUUUGGAGGUCAGAGGUCAUCAUCAGUGCAAUAGCUCAUUAUGUACAUUGCUGAAAUGUCUUUAACAUUAAAACGAUAAACGUCAUGUGAAUUUAUCAUACCACAGGUUCUAAAUGUCAUCAUACCAUAUACCUCACAGUGCCACAUGCCACUCUAUGGAGCGACCCUGAAAGAAACAGGGCGUACAGCAGUAAGGUGAUGUCUGUGCUGGACUGAAUCGCGUGACUUGGUCAAGAUCUGAUUGUUUACAGUGAAGUGCUUUGCUUUCAAGUGACCUUGGCCCUGACGGGAAUCACUGCGAGUGGUUCAGACUUGUACUGUAGCAGGCGGAGUGGGUGCAAAGUGUCGAGUUCCUUUGCACUUUUUGUUCAAAAUCUGACAAGUACUCAACAACAGUUUCACUGUGUAAACCUCAAGCUACCAAGAAAAGAAGAAAACUGUUAAUAUAUGUGUUCCACUUGUCUGCUCUCUUCUCACAUUUCACCUCAUUUCGGUUUCAAAGGCACUGUUCGCAGACAUUUGCGUUGCAGCUUGUGGGCUACUACUGUGUCUCCGUCUUCACUGUCCGCCGCUGUUGUUGAACGCAGACAUGGUCUUGCACUGAUUUGUUCAACGAGGUGUACAAAAAACACAGCAGAAUGCAAAAUGACAACCCGCAAGAAAAUGGUUUUUCACAGUGACAGGCCACCAUGAGCGUUAUGGAAAUCCCGGGGCUGAGUCGUCUAACAGUGGAGCUGUAGUUUAGAGCAGGUCAGUUGUAAUCUCAUCAUAGCCACCACCACCACCACAACCAGUGAGAGGAUUUGUGUUCAGGAGCACAGCAGCAGCAGCAUGUUGCCAUUACUCAAUGCUACUAGCGUGUAUAUCUAUCAUACUUAAAAAAAAAAAAAAAAAAAGACAAAUCUAACAAUACAGAAAACAUAACUCAAAUGAGGUGAAUGAAAGGAAUGUGCAUUAAUAAAAUAAUGUGAAAUCGGA
Messenger RNA from Acanthopagrus latus (yellowfin seabream), 3931 nucleotides. It is a transcript of the gene ppp2r2ca, whose product is annotated as protein phosphatase 2, regulatory subunit B, gamma a. Gene Ontology annotation, biological process: peptidyl-serine dephosphorylation. NCBI's taxonomy places the organism in Eukaryota, Metazoa, Chordata, Actinopteri, Spariformes, Sparidae. Gene Ontology annotation, molecular function: protein binding; protein phosphatase regulator activity. The record is from RefSeq and is a predicted model, not a curated record. The transcript has 10 exons. Bases 180 to 1538 code for a protein of 452 amino acids. Gene Ontology annotation, cellular component: cytosol; protein phosphatase type 2A complex.